Acanthoscelides obtectus is the source of this 303-nucleotide messenger RNA. The record is from the annotation of a GenBank genome assembly. NCBI's taxonomy places the organism in Eukaryota, Metazoa, Arthropoda, Insecta, Coleoptera, Chrysomelidae.
AUGCAUACUAUCGAGGUACAGCUAUCCCCAGUUGUCGAGAACGAAAAUCCAGAACAUGAAUCUCCUACAACGGAACAAGAGCCCGAGGUUGAUCACGAUUCUGAGCCACCCAGGCGUGCCCGCGGGAGACCCAGAAUUCGGCGAACUGGUUCGAGGGGAAGACCUAGAAAGAUAUACAGGUACAGGACACCCCCGAGAGGUUCAGCACUCUCUUCUGAAGAGAAGGAAUUACGUGCCAGUACAUUAAAAGAGACUGUUACAAUAAACGCUAAAGACUAUGAGAGUACACUCACGAUGGUAUAG